This is a messenger RNA of Chaetomium strumarium, 2016 nucleotides long. RefSeq names its product endoplasmic reticulum vesicle transporter-domain-containing protein. Gene Ontology annotation, cellular component: endoplasmic reticulum; endoplasmic reticulum membrane; COPII-coated ER to Golgi transport vesicle. NCBI's taxonomy places the organism in Eukaryota, Fungi, Ascomycota, Sordariomycetes, Sordariales, Chaetomiaceae. The transcript is spliced from 4 exons. The record is from RefSeq and is a predicted model, not a curated record. Gene Ontology annotation, biological process: endoplasmic reticulum to Golgi vesicle-mediated transport; retrograde vesicle-mediated transport, Golgi to endoplasmic reticulum. The coding region runs from base 316 to 1626 and encodes 436 amino acids.
AGCUGACGCACUAACAGCUGCGGCUGCGGACUGUAAGGUGGCCUUAACUUUUGAGCUACCAUGUUCGGUGAUGCUGUUGAAGCUGCGCCGAUGAGAUCGUGGGGAGGAUUGAAAGCUUGUUGUCGACGGCCUCGUUCUUUAGCCCAAAUCCCCAAUUGAUGACGUUCCUUUCGGAUUUCUGACUUCAUUUCGAUCGCGUGUUUUCUGGUCACUCUAGAGUUUAUUUUUAAAGUUUCCAAGACCCGGCCCCCGGGUGUGCAACCUUGAAAGCGAUCCUAAAGCUGGCCGGCGCUCGCACCGCGCUCAACUUCCAGGAUGCCUCCAAAGUCGAGGUUUACCAGGCUAGAUGCCUUCACCAAGACUGUCGAAGAUGCGCGCAUUAGGACAACGUCGGGUGGUAUCGUCACCAUCGUAUCACUCAUCGUGGUGCUAUGGCUUGCUUGGGGCGAGUGGGCAGACUACCGGAGGAUAGUCGUGCAUCCCGAGCUGAUCGUGGAUAAGGCGAGAGGCGAGCGGAUGGAAAUCCACCUUAACAUAACCUUUCCUCGAGUCCCUUGCGAGCUGCUCACCCUCGACGUCAUGGAUGUCUCUGGAGAGCAGCAGCAUGGCGUCCAGCACGGUGUCACGAAGACGAGGCUGCGCCCGCUGAGCGAAGGCGGUGGUGACAUAGACACGAAGGCUCUUGAUCUGCAUUCAGCGGACGAGGCGGCCACCCAUCUCGAUCCAUCAUACUGCGGCCCUUGCUACGGUGCACAGGCGCCGAGCAAUGCGAAGAAGCCAGGGUGCUGCAAUACCUGCGACGAGGUUAGGGAGGCAUACGCACAACAAGCCUGGGCCUUCGGCAGGGGCGACGGCAUCGAGCAGUGCGAGCGCGAGCACUACGGCGAGAAGCUGGACGAGCAGCGGCGCGAAGGCUGCCGCAUCGAGGGCGGCCUGCGCGUGAACAAGGUGGUCGGGAACUUCCACAUCGCGCCCGGUCGCAGCUUCAGCAACGGCAACAUGCAUGUGCACGACCUCAGGAACUACUGGGACACUCCCACCAAGCAUACCUUCACCCACACGAUCCACCACCUGCGCUUCGGCCCGCAGCUGCCCGAUAGCCUAAACAAGAAGCUUGGCACUAAGAACUUACCCUGGACAAACCAUCACAUCAACCCACUCGAUGGCACCCACCAGGAGACGGACGACGUCAACUACAACUACAUGUACUUCGUCAAGAUUGUGCCGACAUCGUACUUGCCGCUCGGCUGGGAGAAGAAGUGGGCGGGCUUCCGCGAGGAGCACCAUGCCGAGCUCGGUGCUUUCGGCAUAUCCGCCGACGGCAGCGUUGAGACGCACCAGUACUCGGUCACCAGCCACAAGCGGAGCCUCUCCGGCGGUGAUGAUGCUGCGGAGGGCCAUCCGGAACGGCUGCAUGCCCAGAAUGGCAUUCCUGGCGUUUUCUUCUCCUACGACAUCUCACCCAUGAGAGUUAUCAAUAGGGAAGAGCGGGCGAAGACCUUCCUUGGUUUCAUGGCAGGUCUAUGCGCCAUCGUAGGUGGUACCCUGACAGUCGCGGCGGCUGUUGAUCGUGCCCUGUUCGAGGGCGGGGCGCGCCUGAAGAAGCUGAGGUCGAAGGACCUUUGAAAUUUCAACUGUCUCUGUAUACAUGAGCGUGGUGAUGUAUCCAUAUAUCGGUCAUUUGGUGUGUUUGUGUAUGUUGUUUGCUUUUGCUCCUAUUGUCGGUUUCGGAGCCUUUUGGCUACUACACCAGGAUUCUAGAUGUGCAUGGAAUAGGAGUUAACGGCUAGGCAGUUUCAAAAAUGAGUUCUUUCCUUCGCUCUGCGUUUUUAGUAUGGCAUGCUUGGUGAGGUACGGAAGCCCUUCCUAGUAUUGGAGUUGUUGACCUAGGUACCUCGAGCCCACCUAGGGAUGGGUAUGCGGCAUACUGAGAACAGUUCGGGGUACAUUGCCAAAAAGGGGGCAAUCUCCUUGGCAAGCAUAUUGGUAGUUCGGAUGAAAAUCGAUGCCACCAAA